AAGGUGCUUGUGGCCCCGAUCAUCUUGAUCGCAAUCUGCGCCAACUCGCCGUACUUGCAGUCGCCGUACGUCUUCCGAGCUGCGAGUGAGAGCUUCCUGGGGUACGAGAAGCUGAACAGUGACGUCACGUACGACUGCCCAGAAUGCGGGGUCACUUGCAAGCGUUCGGUGCUGCAGCUGGCUCAAUUCAAGCAAGACCCGAUGAUGGGGAAGCCGGCCUUUGGCACGUUGCGUACCGAUUCCUUCGAGGGUUACAACAACACAUUGAGCGCCAGUGCAGAAGCCUUGAUCGAAGAGCUCGACAGUUCCGGUGCAAUCUGUGGCGAUGGAGAUUCAGAUUGGGAGGACUCGCUCAUUUUCAUUUCGGCGGAACCAAAGCUGAUCGUCAAGGCGGUGCAGGUGCUUGGACUGCCGGUGUCCAACGACAUGGUUGCCGAAGUCACCGCGGCCGUGACAGGUAGCUGCGACUCACGCUGGACAAUUGAGGCCCGGCUGAAGACGUUCAUGUUCCAGCCCAUUCCGCACAUUAACGAGUUCUCGUCCAUUCUGGCCGCCGACCUGACUAUUUUCCCGGAGUCGUUGAAUUGCCGCAAGGAGGUUGCCAACUACGAUAGCGGCACCGCGCUAACCCGAGCAUUUGUGUCGGAAGGACUCGACCAAACCAGAAAUGCUCCCACGACGCUGCGGCUGUUCCCGUACAACUUCCCCUGCGUCAUCAACACGGUCGGAAGGACUGUUGCGCCAGUAAGUGACGUGGAGUCCACCGAUGUCGUCGUUCAGCCGAUGCUUCGUGGAUACUACGGUGGUUGCUUUGUUCACCUCGUGAAUACGUCCGGUAUCUACAUCGACGAAAACUGCGAGAUUAGCUCGUUGUGGAUCGAUUACGGCUUGAUGCUCCAAGCUCCCGAUGAUAUCCCGCUAUGCAGCACUGAGGGCGUCUGCGUUCACAACUACUACAAUUCACAGUGGGAAUGGGUGUCGACAGAGGACGGAGUCAUCAUCAAGAUGAGCCACAACACGAUCCGGUCGCGGUAUGCUGACAAGGUCGAGAUGAGUGUUCUGCCGGGCAUUGUGAUCAUGCAAAUUCUCUUGAUGAGCAUGCUGAGCAUGUACCAAGUAAUGAGUCAGAAGCAGUCCGUGCUGCUCAGCCAGAUCUGGGCUUACCGCUGCCAAAAUGGUCGUAUGCAAGCGAUGUACCUGCUCCAGAUUGCCUACCACUUGUACCGCGAGUCCGACACAUACUACUUGGCGCUCGGCACGGGUACGAUGUCCGUGGAGUGCGUGUGGAACCUCACUUUCUGUGUGAUGGCCUUCUCGUACAGUUUUGUGAACAUCGUCAAGAGCCGCACGGGUGAGCAGCAACUGGAUCGCCACUUUCGCCUUUCCUGGGAGAUGGUUCUCCUCAUUGUCACGGCCAUCGUCGCCAACGCGCUCAUCUCAAUUCGCUACACCAGCCUGAGCUACAUCUUUGACAUCAACUCGAAGACUCUGCUGAGAAAUGGUGCUGGCGCCGGGAUCUGCAAGCUCACGGACUCUUGUGUCGUUUUCAGCGUGAACAUCGCUCUUGUGAUCGCCGCGUUAGCCAUGGUCGUGUGGGGAGCGACAGCCUCUGUUGCCUACGGCUUGCGAACUCGUCACGACCCCCACCCUAUCGAGGACUUGAAGGCCUGGUUCAUCUCGUGGAAAGUUGCAUUUGAAGUCACGCUUCGACCUCCGCCAAAGACUAAAGCGAAGACGCUCAGCCACGGAGCCUCCGUCGUGAACCUGACAGAUGCGACAUCGUUCGAGUGCUACUGCAUCGGUGAGCACUUCCGGUUCAUGUUCAACGACUGCGAAGACAUCUCCCACGUGAAGAAGAACAAUCUUCGCGUCCCGACUGCCGAGGCGGUGCUGCUGUCUGGUUUCGUGUACCGCGGCAAAUAUCUAUACCGUGCAGACGAUGUGAUCCUACUUCUGUUCACACGUUUCGCGCCGAACUUCAUUCUGAGGACGUUCAACGUGCUGAUCGUACGCUGGGACGUGAAUCCGACGACGUACGCAGUUUCGCGCCCUACCGUCUGCUUGUGG
Messenger RNA from Phytophthora sojae, 2067 nucleotides. RefSeq lists its product as hypothetical. Lineage: Eukaryota; Oomycota; Peronosporomycetes; Peronosporales; Peronosporaceae. The record is from RefSeq and is a predicted model, not a curated record. The transcript has a single exon. The annotation marks the transcript as partial.